GAACAUUACAAUUCCACUGAUAACACAAUAUUACAUGUUAUUGCGGCUUGAAAAAAAAAAAGAAAGAAAUUAACUUGCAAUUCGGUUUGCAAACUAAAGUUGUUUUUACUUUUUAAUAUUAAUCAAAUUCACCGCCGGAUUGAAAGAUGUUACCGAAGAAUUCGCUAUGGAGAUUUUUGGCCACCAGAGGACACUUGGUGAGAAACCUAAACAGCCUUAACAAAACGACCAUCUUGGCUGGUCGUGGUUACUCGAAGAAGUCCGAGUCUGAUUUCGACGUAGAACUGAACAAACCCGUCAAGUACACAGCCAGUGCUGCGUACCAAUGGAAAGCUGAGAAUUCUCGGGUCGGCAGCAAGGCGGAAUUCGGUCCGUGGUACGAAGCACAUCUGGUGAGCGCCAGCGUAGCAGUGUUCUUAAUUUAUUUUUGCGUACUGCGAGAAGAAAACGAUAUCGACCAGUUUUUGGAACGACCGUUAGCAGAAAUGGGAAUAAAAAAAGACUAGAUCUCUAAUCUAAUCUAGGUAAUUAAGAUUCAGUUUGGAUUGUCUUAGCUAUGUUUUAAUGUGUUUGUAAUAAACGUGUAUAUAUUAUAUUUUAAUUUUUGUUCAUUUACAAAAAAUACUAAGUUUGAUAA
Adelges cooleyi (spruce gall adelgid) is the source of this 637-nucleotide messenger RNA. RefSeq lists its product as uncharacterized. The record is from RefSeq and is a predicted model, not a curated record. The transcript has 2 exons. Lineage: Eukaryota; Metazoa; Arthropoda; Insecta; Hemiptera; Adelgidae. The coding region runs from base 147 to 506 and encodes 119 amino acids.